AUGUCGGUGGCCAUUGCAAAACUUGCGUGGCCGCAAAAAUCCCUCAGGAAAUCUGCAUACGAACGAGACUGGCGAAUUGCCCCGUAUUCCAUAAAUGAUACAACCUACAGCGUAAGGCUUAAAUGGUUGCAUCUUCACUGGAAACCAUCUACAAGACUUGCUACACUUCGACAUGAAGAAAACGGCCCCACAGUCACGGUUGAUGCAUAUGAAUUUUGCGGAUCUUCUCCAGAUGAGAUGCUCGUCUAUUGGAAGGAGAAAGAUGGCUGGGAUUGUGCAGAGACAACGACAUUUGGACUGAAAACGUGCGAGGUAGAUCUGACAGAUUAUAUCAAUCAACAUCUAUCAUACUACCUCUCACAUACAGAAAGCCAAAGCUAUCUUGGACAGAUACUUGCCAAACAAAAAGUGGAGAUGGAUUCUGAGGCUGACCUUCUAGCUCGAACAUUACAACUAUGGACUGCAAACCGCCUCCUAAUGAAAGGUUGGGAACUGACCGGUGAAGAAUCAUUGGGCAUGACCCCCAUCGACAAAGGCAAUUCACCUUUUCAUCACAGAAUACCAGCUCCUCGCGUGAUGCAAAAUCAAUUGGACAGCAACCUUGAGGCUUUUAUUUUCAAAAAUGAGAAGAGAGUAUUGAAGGAUCUUCAGGAAGCAAUUUUGAAACGAUCGACUUACUCCUGGGAUAUUGUCUGUUUGACCACGAUUGUGCUUCUGCAUGUGCUCGAGAAGGAUAGUUGGAGGCUACUAUAUUGGAAGUAUCACCCUCAAGAACGCUAUGUUUGGAGACACCCUGAGUCUCCUGAGAGGUUGAUAGAGAGGAAUAUGCAUUUCUCCAACAUGUUGGUAACGUGUAUACGUUUUGCUGGUCGGGUCCCCCAGAGAUUGAAGUCCGUACUGGAGGAAACAAUAAAACCAAACUAUGAAUACAAAGAAACCGAUGACAAUAGCAUCGACGUCUCUCUAAGUCAUCUUGUGUUGAAGGAGUCCUUCAAUGAUCUAGCCUCUGUGGAGCAAUUCCUCCCUUCGACAGUGGCACAGAAUGUUGAGCUUGAUGCUUAA
Molecule: messenger RNA, 1062 nt
Organism: Exophiala oligosperma
Lineage: Eukaryota; Fungi; Ascomycota; Eurotiomycetes; Chaetothyriales; Herpotrichiellaceae
Exons: 5
Coding region: 1-1062 (353 amino acids)
Source: RefSeq, a predicted model, not a curated record